Messenger RNA from Dermochelys coriacea (leatherback sea turtle), 3269 nucleotides. It is a transcript of the gene TTC39B, whose product is annotated as tetratricopeptide repeat domain 39B. The transcript has 17 exons. The record is from RefSeq and is a predicted model, not a curated record. NCBI's taxonomy places the organism in Eukaryota, Metazoa, Chordata, Testudines, Dermochelyidae. Gene Ontology annotation, molecular function: protein binding. The coding region runs from base 118 to 1572 and encodes 484 amino acids.
GACUCCACGCCGGCGGUUGGCAGCGCCUGGCGCGAGGGUGAAGCGGCCGCGGAGGGGCCCUAGCGGAGGGAGGCGCCGCCAGCCGGCCGUUGAGAGAAGCCGCUGGCGGGAGGGAACAUGGCGAGCGCGGGCAGCGCAGCGGAGGAGGGCGCCGGCGAGGAGGAAAACUUCGAAGAUGCCUUUGAAAGCAUUCCAGUGGCAUCCAAGAUGGAUCUCAAGUGUGCGCUGGAAGAAUGUUCAAUGGCACUUAACUUAUUUCUAAAUAAUAAAUUUUCUGAAGCCCUGGAAUUACUUCAGCCAUGGUCUAAAGACAGCAUGUACCAUGCCCUUGGCUAUAGCACUAUUUUAGUUAUGCAGGCUGCUAUGACCUUCGAGCACCAGGAUAUCCAAAUGGGGAUUUCUACAAUGAAGGAAGCUUUACACACCUGCCAAAGAUUCAGGAAAAGAAGCACAGUGGUAGAGUCUUUGUCCAGUCUGGUUUCUAAACAGUCAAUGGAUCAGCUGAGUGAAGAGGAAAUGCAUGCAGAAAUCUGUUAUGCUGAAUGUUUGCUACAGAAAGCAGCACUCACAUUUGUACAGGAUGAAAAUAUGAUCAACUUUAUCAAAGGUGGCCUCAAAAUUAGGACAAGUUAUCAAAUAUACAAAGAAUGUCAUCAGGUGCUACAGAUGACUCGGGGCAAUAAAAAUAAAAAUGAAACCUACCAUCAGUUUGAAGGAGGAGUAAAACUUGGAAUAGGAGCAUUCAAUUUGAUGCUGUCGCUUUUACCAGGAAGGAUUCUCCGACUUCUGGAAUUUAUUGGGUUUUCUGGCAAUAGGAACUUGGGCCUCCAUCAGCUGCGGGAAGGUGCCUCUGGUACCAGUUUGAGGGCCAUACUAUGUACUUUUACCCUGCUGGUAUAUCAUACUUACGUCUCUUUAAUCCUUGGUAUAGGGGAAGCCAACCUUCAGGAAGCAGAGACUCUUCUUGAACCCUACCUCCAGAAGUUUCCAAAUGGUUCCAUCAUUUUGUUUUAUGAUGCCAGAAUAGAUAUACUGAAAGGAAAUUUUGAAAAGGCACAGUCAAAAUUUCAAGAAUGCAUUGCUGCUCAGCAAGAGUGGAAACAGAUUCAUCACCUCUGUUAUUGGGAACUCAUGUGGUGCUACUCAUUCCAGCAGAACUGGCUUCAAGCAUAUCGGUAUGCAGACCUGCUCUGCAAAGAGAGCAGGUGGUCUAAGGCAAUAUAUGUAUUCCAGAAAGCUGCAAUUUUGUGUAUGCUUCCAGAUGAGGAUGUGAAAACAACUGGAGAAGAUAUUGUAUCUUUGUUCAGACAAGUGGAUGGUUUAAGACAAAGAAUUGCAGGAAAAUCUAUCCCAACAGAAAAGUUAGCAGUGAGGAAAGCUCGACGCUAUACUGGUGCUCAGCCGGUGAAGCUCAUGCUACCUGCCCUGGAAAUGAUGUAUGUCUGGAAUGGAUUUGCAAUUGUAGGCAAAAGAGCUGACCUCACAGAAAGUUUACUGAUAACAAUUGAGAAAGAAGAAACUGCUUUACAGAAUCAAACUAGUUGGCUCCAAAAGGAGAGCGUGGAAAACUAAGGAACUUGGGUAUAUUUUGGCAAGAUGAUGUUGGGUCUCAGAGAGAGAAUUCUAUUUCUGAGGAGUGAUCUCUAGACAAGGAACCAAAUUGAUCUUCCUGGAAAAGUCUGAAAAUAUUUAACUCAUAUUCAAGAAAUUCUUCCAUAGUGUAAUUGUAUCGUGGAGGACACUGACUGAUGAUGAGUAGAACUUGACUGAUAGUAAAUGACAUGGCAAUAUCAAUGGAUUCACCUGCCACACCCACAAGAAAGUUAAAAAUAGUAGCAUUGCAAUGAGUACUAAAAGACAAUAAAAUUUAGCUAUUGACUGUAGAGAGAGUUUGUGGCUCUUGGAAGUGUGAAUAUUUAAAAUAAAUACUUUCAGACUCAAACAGCUGGUUCAUAAAUUAAUAAUAAUUAUACAAGAUGAAAAGAAAGGCAUAUAAAAAUAACACAUGCACUUCAAAAGUUAAUGGCUGUAUUCACUUUCCCUGACUCAGGUUUUCUCUGAUGGACACUUUUGCCUGUUAGGCAAGCAACACAGCUUCACGCGUUGCUGUUUUGCCUCAGCAGUACACCUCUCUACUGAGUUCUAGUAUUAAAAUUAAUUGUAUGGAGAAUAUAAUUACCCCACAUCAGUUUUCUCAUGAACCUUAGCUACUCAAACAAAUAAAAAGUUUAUUUCUUCAUUAAUGUUCAUUUUAAAAAAUCCUUGUUUAAUACCAAGAUUUUAACCACACUUUUUCCAGUCAUUUAUAAUAGAAAUCCCCACAUCCACUCCCAGAUAAAAAUGUCUUUGAUUAAGUAAUACAUCAUUAGUUAAUGUGUGCACAGUGUUUUGAAAAUAUAAAGCACUAUAGAUGUGCUAAGUAAUAAUAUUAUUAGACAUAGGGUCACAAAGUUUGUACCUGAACCGUAAAACCCUCAGAGUUCAGAGGUGUUCAGGAUCCUCAGUUAUCGUAUAAGCCCAUUCUAAUUGCUGCUAGUAAUAAAAUCCCCUACAUUUAAAAAAAAAUGCCAAAAUACCUCGACCUUAAGGUAUAAAAUUUUAGCUAGGCCAAGGCUUUAGCCAGUAAAGCAGCCAAAAGCACUGAAGCCCCAACCUGGAGAAGCUAACCUGUAGAACUGAAACAGCCCUUUGAACUCUGGGCUACAGGUAAGAACCAGGGAGAGAUGGCAAAACAGUCUGAAAGCAGGAAAUGGAAGGAAUGGAAUAUCCUGGGUAGUAAAGAAAACCAGAGAGGUAAUUGGACAGCAUGUGAACCCAAAUUCUAAUUCUAAUUAUAAUAUAAAUAAUGGUAUCAAUACUCUUCCUAUGAGAUUUUAAUGCCUAAUGAACAGAGAAAAAACACUCAAACAAAAAUCCAUCUACAACAGGUCAGAAAGCAAUAUUAAAGGCAAGUCCACUAUCCCAUCUCUAAAUACUUCUCUUUCAGACAAAGCAAACCCAAACGUGCCUCUCUCUCACUGAGUUUAACCAAAGUAAAGCAUUGACUUUCUGCCUGAAAGUUGAUUUUUUUUUCCUAGUUUCCAUCCCUAAAUAUCAUAUUGUGUUUUCAACAAAAUAACUAAUGCAGUGGAGGAAGUUCCCAUCACCAUGGUUGCAAAUCUGAAGGUUGAAGGAAAUUUGGGGGACGGUGAUCAUGAAAUUAUAGAUUAAAUGAUUCUAAGGAAAGGAAGAAGUGAGAGCAACAGAAUAAGGGCAAUAGACUUCAAAAA